This is a messenger RNA of Esox lucius (northern pike), 4186 nucleotides long. It is a transcript of the gene rbm27, whose product is annotated as RNA binding motif protein 27. Gene Ontology annotation, biological process: mRNA processing. NCBI's taxonomy places the organism in Eukaryota, Metazoa, Chordata, Actinopteri, Esociformes, Esocidae. The transcript has 21 exons. Gene Ontology annotation, molecular function: RNA binding; metal ion binding. Bases 163 to 3267 code for a protein of 1034 amino acids. Gene Ontology annotation, cellular component: nucleus. The record is from RefSeq and is a predicted model, not a curated record.
UAUGUUGCCAUGUCUGUGUUUGAACGUAAAGCAAUUCGUCCGACCUGCAAGUGAAGUGACUAGUGGAGGCCUAGCUAGCUUAUAUACAUUUAUAGACGAUGAAAGUAGCAAUAUCAUAACGCAACUUGAACUUGUAAUCAGUAUUAUUUGGUUGUUUUCACGAUGAUCAUAGAAAAUGUGGAAGCUUUAAAGUCGUGGCUGGCAAAACUACUGGAGCCAAUAUGCGAUGCUGACCCCUCAGCUUUGGCCAACUAUGUUGUGGCUUUGGUAAAGAAAGACAAACCUGAGAAAGAGCUGAAAGCACUCUGUGCUGAUCAACUGGAUGUCUUCUUACAAAAAGAAACCACCGGUUUUGUUGAUAAGCUCUUUGAAUGUUUGACAACCAAAAACUACUUGGGGAAUCCACCUGGUAAGGAAGUUCCCAAAGAGGAGCCCAAACCAGCUGUGCUAAAACUGGAGGUUUUGGAGGCUGAAAAUAUAGAAGAGGAUAGGGGAGAUAUCAGGAGAAGGAGAAGUCCACUAAGAAACCGCCCCGACUUUAACGAAUCAAGGGGCCGCGAGGACCGCAGGCGGGACGACCGCAAACGGCGAGACGCCGACCGCCACGGCAACCACGGCAACCACGGCACCGACUCCCACCGGGAGCGACACGACCGGCGCAGAGGCGGCUCCCGUGGCCGCGGCAGCUACAGCCGGAGCAGGAGUCGGAGCGGUAGCCGGGACCAGAGCAGGGACAAGGAGCACGCCCGGGGGAGAGACUACAGGUCAAAGUUUGAAGUGGAGCGGAAAGAGCCGGAGAGUCUCAACCCCUCCUCUGGGUCCCUGGGCGCCGCCCAGCAGCACCCCCCGCCGCUACUACCCACCCCCCAGCAGCCCCCGUUCCCCUCCUCCGGGAGCCAAGCCGUCCCUAGCUCUGUUACCGCGGUAACACCCGCUCACCUACCCGACAGCACUACAGAGAGCUGGUCCAACUACUACUCCAACCACAGGGAGGGCAAGACGUACAACAAGACGGCUUCAGUCAAGCACCGCUGCCGCGACUACGACGAGAAAGGUUUCUGCGUACGCGGCGACCUCUGUCCCUUUGACCACGGCAAUGACCCUCUGAUCGUGGACGACGUCACACUGCCCGCCAUGAUACCGUUUCCCCCGCCGGGAAUGCCGCCCCCGGCCCGGAUGACCAUGCCACCCAUGACCGAGCCGCCCCCCUCCAUCCGAAUGCCCAUGCCCCCCCAUGGCCAGCCGCCCCCGCCGGGUAUUUUCCCCAUGCCGCCACCCCAAGGGUCCCCAUUAAUACCAACAACUGGGAUAGAAACUCCCAACCACUCAGGGACCAGUUCCGCCAACUCUCUGGGACCGCCUGGAGUGGGACCUCCUCCUCCACAACCACCACCUCCUCCCUCCUCCUCUUCUGUCUCUCUUCACCCCCAAUAUUCCCAGUCAGAAUAUAAUUACGACCCAGAGGGCUACAACCCUGAGUCUCCGGGCAUCACUGCACCCGGCCGGCCCCAGUACCGACAGUUCAUCCCCCGCAUCCAAACCCAGAGGCCCAACCUGAUCGGGCUCACCUCUGGGGAGGGCCAGGGGUUCAGAGCGGCUAACAUAGUGAUCCAGACGGAGCCGGCAGUCGCCAGUGUCCCCGGCGCUGUGUCUCGCUACAGCACCGCCGAGCAGGAGAUCAGAAAGAGGCCCCUGGGGGCCACAGAGGGACCACCACCCAAAAAACCUUGGAUGGACAAACCAAACUACCAGGCCAACAACCAGGCCACCUUUCCUGGCAACAAGCUUCAACAUGGGGGUUUCCCCAAGAAGAACCACUAUGUUAACACUAAACUUGAAGUUCGCAAAAUCCCGCGGGAUCUCAACAACAUCACCAAAUUGAACGAGCACUUUAGCAAGUUUGGUACCAUCGUCAAUAUUCAGGUGGUGUUUGGGGGCGACCCGGAGGCUGCUCUGAUCCAGUACACGGCCAACGAGGAGGCGCGGAGGGCCAUCUCCAGCACAGAGGCCGUGCUCAACAACCGCUUCAUCCGUGUGUACUGGCACCGUGAGGCCACCGUCCCGCCGCCGCCGCAAGCGCAGAGCGCGGUUCCCAACCCGGGGGACGGACCCGGGCAGUGCUCUGUCAUGGGCCAGCCGCACCCCAACGUCCACAAGCAGCACAGUCCCGGUGCCUACGUGCUGAAUAAUAAGACCGCGCCCAAGCAUCGGCUGGGUGUCGGUGCUGUGGCCGGGGUCAAAGGGGAAGCCCAGCACCCCAGUGCGGACCCGGCAGGGUCACUCCUCUCUACCUCCGGGGCUCUUCAGAAGGGGUCCUACGCCACCACAGUUCUCAAGGCGGUGUCCAAGUCACUCGGGAGGACCGCCAAAGCCAUCGAGGCUCAGGAGGUCUUGAAGAAAAAGCAGGAGACCUUUAAGUUGCAACAGGACAUGAUGAAGAAGAAGCAGGAGAUGCUGGAGAAGCAGAUUGAGUGUCACAAGGCUCUGAUCAAUAGACUUGAAAAGAACAGGGCAACGUUGAAGCCAGAGGAGAGGGCCAACAUUAUGAAGACUCUGAAUGAUCUAAGAGGCAAGAUCUCCCAGCUCAAGAACGAGAUGAACCCAACCUCCCACUCCACAGCCAACACGGCUCAGUCCAAGACCAAGAUAGACGCACAGAAGGAGCUUCUGGACGCGGAGCUCGAUUUCCACAAGAAGAUGAGCUCUGGAGAGGACACCACCGACCUGAAGAGGAAACUGGGCCAGCUGCAGGUUGAGGCCUCGCGGUUGGGUCUGAUACCGACCGGCCGAGGGAAAGCGGAGGAUCCGGCGGGCGCGAGGGGCCGGGGCCGAGGGCGAGGAAGGGGCCGGGGCCGCGGGCUCCGCGGAGGAAGAGGAGGAGUCAACCACAUGGUGGUGGACCACAGGCCACGGGCCAUCGCCAUCCUGGGAGUCACGCAGGAGGAGAAGGGGGAGCUGCUGCCUCACUUUGUGAAAUUUGGUGAAAUAGAAGAGCUCCGUGACCAAGAUGCUACCAGCGUUGUCAUGACAUUCAAAAGCCGGAGUGAAGCGGAGAAUGCUGCGAACCAAGGAGCAAAGUUCAAAGGUCGUGUCCUACAAAUUUCAUGGUACAAGCCGAAGACGCCGUCUGUGUCUACAGAACCUGAGGAGGAGGAAUCGAAGGAAGACGUAAAUGCGGAAGAAGUCAGCCCCUACCUACUUAUGGAAGAAGAGGAGGAAGACGACGAUGAGGAUGAUGAGUACGAGAGUCGCUCAUGGAGGCGAUGAACGUCACACCUUUCCGUGCGAUGGAUUUUUAUUUUUCGAGAAAAUGAAUUUGAGUCGAUUCUAAAUCCCUUUAGUUUUUUUUAGACCAGUUUCCAGUAUUUUGAGACUGAAGGAUUAAGGACAUUGAUAUAAGAGAACUCCUAUACUUAAUGAGGCAUGUAAGGCUUGAGAGGGCAGACUGUUUUGUAUCUCUUCAAACAUCUGAAUAAUUAUUCAAAUCUCACUUUUGCUGAGAUAAAAAAUCUAAACCGUUAUAAAUAGAUGUAUGUAUGUUUCGAUGUGGUUACCAGAUAAUAAUCAGUAAUGCACAACAUUUGUGGCUACUGUCAAUAGGUAUUUUUAUACAUAUUUAAGCUAUGGUUUCCUCCUUUCCCUCUUUUAGCGAAUGUUGUCUAUAAUUUUGAGGAUCAAGGUCCUUAGUCCAGGGAUGGCCUUGCUGUCUUAGAUCUUGUCGUCUUGGUCUACAGCAGAUAUCACUGUUUACAGAAGGCAUCAGCAGCCCCUGUUGAAAAGCCCUUGUGAAUUCGAUUCAGUCUUGGAUAUUUCCCUGAGUAUUUUGUUGAGUAAUUGUAUAGUGCCACUUUAUGUACAUAUGAACACCAAGGCGAAUGUUACGCACUUUGAAAUGGUAACAACAGUUCUCUCUUUUUUCCCAAGUCAUCCAAGACCAAAGCCAUCUUUGGAUGUGGAUCUAGUCAUCUGUUGUUAAAUGUGUUGGAAAUCCUUAGACAAUGGUGUUUGAAUGUAUACUGAAAAUUUGAUUUUAUAUAUAAUUUCGCCUUACAUAAUCAGCAGAAGGCUGAGUUUUUAUGAGAUUUGUGAUUUUCUUUUGUACAUUUUGUAAAUGUUUGCAAUAGGAACUACUUUGUUGAUACUUUUUUUUCUUUCAUUUUUAGUCAUUGGAAUGAAUGUUGGAAGA